CCAGAGGACGUAUAUGCCGGGGCUAUUUUUGCGAGCGAGGAGUUGCCGUACCAGCAGCAGGAGCGGGCGUCGAUGGCUGUCGAGGAGCCGGUGAAGCAGGCUGAACUGUUCGAACUUAUGAUCGAGAGCGACUCUGUUCCAGAUUACGUGCAUGAGAAGCAAUACGAGCCGUCAUCGGACUAUGAGGAGGAGGGGCACGCGGAGCCAGCUGCCGUCUACACACCAACAAUCACAGCCAUCAGCCUGCCCGAGGGCGAUGAUGACGAGGAGGGAAAUCGCAGUUCUGCGCCAAAUAGCCUGCCCGAGAGGGAGGACGCCACUCUUAAACUCGCACCAUCCAGCUUUAGCAAGACAAGGGACGUUUCUCUCAGACCGCCAGCAAUCGACUUGCUCAAGAAGGAGGACGCCAUGUUCAGACCCGCAACCAGACACAGCGAGUACGUGCGCAGCAGCUGCAGCUGGUCGAGUGCACGACGCCGGCGGCAUCGCUGGCCAGGCCCUGAGCAAAGGAACGGAUGCGCACCGCGAGCUUCUUCAGGAAUACAUGAAGCGGUUUGAUUUCCACGACCAGCCACUGGAUUUUGCGUUGCGGCAGCUUUUCCAGGAGCUACACCUGCCGGCCGAGUCGCAGCAGAUCGACCGCGUCAUCACGGGCUUUGCAGAGCACUAUAACGCGUGUAAUUCUGGCAUGUUCUUCUCGGCCGAUACCGUCUACGCCUAUGCGUUUGCCAUCCUGCUGCUGCACACUGACGCGCACAACCCGCGUGUGCGGCAGAAGAUGACCAAGCUGCAGUUCAUUGCGCGCGCUAAGCUGUUGGACGACGGCGACGAGAUGUUCGAUGAGAUCCUGGACAUACUGUACGAUAAUGUGACAAUGGUGCGCUUUGAGUACGCGCCUGGCUCUGUCAUGGGCCGCGCCGCUAUGGCUGACACCCAGCCACGGGAGCAGGGCAUCAGCGGCUGGCUGCGUCGCAUGUUUGCGCCUGCCGCUCAUACUGCCGCCCCCGUGCAGUCGCCGGUGCCGCUGAGCCCGAGCGACAUGCCCAGCAAGCAGCAGUACUCGUACUCCACAACGCCGCGACGCAUGGUGCCGCCGGGUGCAGUGCCGAUCCCGAUGAGCCCGCAUAGCGAAAUGCCUGCCAAACACCAUCAGCCACGGCAGUCGUUUGGAAUGGCGUCGCCGAGCUCCCCGCUAACCACAAUGUCUCCGUUGAGCACCUCUGCCAACAGCCCCCCGCUGCUAUCGAGCUUCACCACAGCUGACAUUGCCGUGCCAGCGCAGCCGAUGGCGCUCGAGACUAUCCGUGUGAGCAGCCUGAAGAGCCACGUCAAGCGCCGCCCGUCGCUGCGCGAGGGCCGUCCGCUCUCGGGCAUUGUUUGGCCGCAGCCCACGGCCAGCACUCCCACCGAGUCGCUGACCCAGCUGCGCGUGGACAUGGCUGGCCUGGUGUCGCGCAAGAUGAGCGGCAGGACAAUGGCCGGCGCGCGCUAAUGCGACGCUGGAAGGACACAUACCUGGUGCUCAGCGGCAGUCGACUGUACUUUUUCCGCCCAGAGUCUGCGGCCAACCACAGCGCCCAUGCCGCGCAGGCCAUUCAGGCGAUCGUGCCGCUG
Messenger RNA from Kickxella alabastrina, 1614 nucleotides. RefSeq names its product Sec7 domain-containing protein. Gene Ontology annotation, molecular function: guanyl-nucleotide exchange factor activity. The transcript has a single exon. Gene Ontology annotation, biological process: regulation of ARF protein signal transduction. The record is from RefSeq and is a predicted model, not a curated record. Bases 152 to 1492 code for a protein of 446 amino acids. NCBI's taxonomy places the organism in Eukaryota, Fungi, Kickxellomycota, Kickxellomycetes, Kickxellales, Kickxellaceae.